Paraphaeosphaeria sporulosa is the source of this 3972-nucleotide messenger RNA. RefSeq lists its product as uncharacterized. The transcript has 2 exons. Bases 218 to 3922 code for a protein of 1234 amino acids. The record is from RefSeq and is a predicted model, not a curated record. NCBI's taxonomy places the organism in Eukaryota, Fungi, Ascomycota, Dothideomycetes, Pleosporales, Didymosphaeriaceae.
CGCAUGGUGUUGUUGUGGGUGCUUGAAACGUGCGGAAUGGGAGAAGAAAUUGAGACAUUCGCUGAUUGCACCUGCCACAGACCCCACCACGCGCUCUUGCCGUGCUGGUAUCCUACGGACGCCCGCGCCGCUCCUGCCCUGCAAACGGGUGGUGAGCUCCGUACAGCGCAGCGUUUUAUACGAUAGUUCAGAUAAGCAGCGGCAGAAAUCAGGCACUAUGAACCGCUUCCUCAACCGGAGAAAGGACAAGAAGAAGGGGGAGCCAGAACCCAAGCCCGAGCUCAACAUCGCAACAGCACUGCCAGCUGCCGAUGAUUUCCGGACCAGUCUGAUCUUGCCCGGCUUGUCGACCCGCUUUAGUAUGCUGAGGGAGCAGGAUGAUCCCCAUUCGAAGCUCGGAAAGGCCAGCGAUGACAGCGUGCUCCACCCAAAACGACAGUCCCGCUUGCACGAGUUUGGUUUCGCACCGGGAGGCCUCACAGAUAUUGCCGAAGUCUCCUCGUUGAAAGGCUCUCUGAAAGGUUCCCUCAGCGAUUCUCAUGGCCCGAUUCGCCCGCCAUUCGCCUCUGAGCGCUCGGGUUCUUUCGACAGCCAGGCCACUGAGGAAGGCGGAAGCAUGAUGAGCCGAGCGCGGCCAGGAGAGGGCAACGUCUUGUUCGGUGGCAGGCAAAAAAUCUACAAGAUUGGGGGCAGUGGCACAUCCAGCGGCAGGCUCUUGUACGACGACGAUGUGCACCUGUCCACAUUCCAAAAGAUGCGCCGGGAAGAGAAGGAACGACUUGCGGCACAACAGGACGACGAAACCGCCGAGGAGCCACUAAGCCCUACCAAAGAUGCGUAUUCUCCGUCUGUGGAAGGUUUCAAUCGCCGAAGAGAAACAUCUUCCUCGACGAACUCUGGAAGCAAUGCACGCAUUUCAACCGCAGCAACUUCUGUGGCAUCGCAAGGCGCCAACUCGGUGGCUGCUGGACCUACAUCGCCUACCGAGAUCACAAGAUCGACAACCAAGGCGCGGCGGCUCUACGAGCAAGGUCUGGACCAGCAAAUGUACGAGCAACAAUCGUCGGCCAUGAACCGCCUGAAUUCGAUUCAACGCACACGGGCACAGACCGGACGUGCUACCCCUCCUCUGCUGUUUACUCAAACGAGAUCCGCGACAAAUUUGAGUGAUCGCUUCACCAAAGGUGGAGCUCUCCGCAUGGAGAGUCCCACUUUCCAGACUAAUCCCGGUUUCCCCAAUGGCAAAGAUUCGCCGACAAACGCCUCGAGCCCCAUUCUUUCUAGACCCCAGUCUCCGCUGUUGACGAGCCCAUUGGCCAGCGACAGCGAGGAUGCUCAAACCCUCAAUACCGCACUGCAGCCGCAGGACCGGGGAAAGGCCACCGCAAUGGGUGCGUUCAACAAGCCCAAGGCUGCUUUUAGCGAGGAGCAAUACCGGGAGCGUCUCAGACAGAUGCAGUUGGAACGGGAAGCAUCCGCCGCAGCAAAGCUUGACAACCCUCGCAAGACAUCUGCGGACCAUGUAGAUCCAAUCUUACCGCGGAAACCCUCCGCCACGGAGCGUGCCGAUAUGGAGAUCCCCAAGAAGCCAUCUUUGCGCGAGCGUGCCGAGUUGGAGAGGCGAAAAAGAGCUAUGUCCAACACUACAACAGCUGGCGCAGCAAUGGAACGGGAGCGGUCUGACUCUUCAGCGAAGCCCAAGGAUGCGCCAUCGCCGUUUUCGGUUUUUCAACAGGCUGCGUCUCAGAUGAAGGCUGUGCCUGCUACGGCUUCCUCGACACCGAGCCUUUCGCCUCACAAUGUGCAGUCUCCCGAUUCGCAGCAAGGGGCCACGUUUUUUGCCUCUGCUGGAUCUAGUGAAGAUGAAGGUGAUGCUCCCCAGCCUGGCCCAAAAUCAAUGGAGCGAGGCCGCCGACUUGAAAACCUGCCUGUAGCCACUCGACCUGCGCCGCCUAUCCUAGAACAUCCUGCUCUUCGCUCGCGAAGCAACUCACGUCCACCGCAAGAGUCUGAGCAUCCUGCGUUGCGCUCACGCAGCAACUCUCCUCCUACCCAAAUUGAGCCUCAAUCAUCACCAAAUCCCCAAGCUGCUCAAGACCCGGAUCUCGACUCGCCCACGCUGGGUCCUAACAACGGAGGGCUUAGCGGCCUCAUCCGACAACAUUUGCGCAACGUCAGCAACGUCUCGUCGAACUACGAUGACGAUCGCCAAAGUAUGAUGAACCCUCCGCCCCUCCAGACACAGAACUUUGGGCUUGGUCUUCAGCGCCGUCAGCCUCAGAAGGAAACGGAUACGCACUCAAACUCCACUUACAAUCACUCAAAUCCCUGGGAUCUGGAUGACCUCGAGAGCAAUCCAUUCUACAACGAGAGGGCAAGCAUGAGCUCCGUGAGCCCUGUAGACGCGCCAAAACCUCAAUCACAGGCUUACCCCAUCUCUCCAAUGUCACCUCUGUCUCCUGACGCUCCGACAUUUGCUCAAGAGGAGGACAAGACACACCACCGUGGCCGCAGCGUAGAGGAACAUGAAGCUUUUCAGCGGGAUCUUGCGCUACGCCAACGUGCUAUCCAGGAGAGCCUCCGCGCUCGCGCUGAAGGCCGAUCCACAAGCCCUGCACCUACGCCGGCUGGGCAUCAAGGUGGUCUUAAAACUGCUCUCAACAUGCUUCGCGCGAAGUCAAGCCGGGAAUCAUUUGCUACUGUUGACAGCCACCGAAACCCGGACGGCUCCCUGAAGUCAAUUAAGGUGCUUGGCUUGGGUGCAAAUUCUGUCAAUGCCAGCAGCACUUCCCUUGCUGGGGUCCCUGAGGGAUCAUCAGUCCGGCAUAACAUGCGUUCGCUGCCGUACAGCGACCGUGGUCAAGGUGAACCGCGGCAACGGUCGGCAACAGGUGACAGUACCCGCAGUGGACCUCUGCAAAAUCGAUCACCUCCGACAUCCAGCAGAGGCUCUGGCAGGGACCGAUCCAGCUCCGAGGUAUCGAAUGGCCGCUCUCGCAGCCGCCCUCCCCAGCAGUACCGGGAUGAUCUGCAACAGGCCAUGGGCGAAGGAAUCGGGUCUAGAUCGGCUUACUACCCGCCUAAUUCCACUCCAUCGAUGCCGGGAUAUUCAGUCAAUGCUACCCAGCCGCUGCCUGCUGAACGAUCGUCUCCUGAUCAGAGCAGCAAGUCUAGGUCACGAAGUAACAGCAAGAAGCACCUCAAGCCUAUCCAAACCGGCAACGGAAUGCCUGGUGUUCCAGGCGCUCAUUUGUCGCCCGGAGGCCGACCUCAAAACUCGCCUGGACUUCCUGCGUCGCCCCGCCCUUCACCUGGCGGACCAAGCCCUGCUUUCCGUGCCCAAGCCUCACCUCUUCCAGCAGCCUCGGCAGCAAACACCCCACCAGUGUCCAACCCUGGGACUCCUGACAAGGCCGCCUUCAACCCUGAUGCGAGACCUCCUCCCAUGGCAAAGGUCGGCACGCUCCGCAAGAAGUCCAUCGCCAAGGCCGACAUUGGUGAGCCAGUGUUCGUCUCCACCACAUCAGUCAUCGACCUUGUCAGUCUGCCACCAGGAGCCUCGCUGAAGAAUGGCAUGGAGACGGCGCCGCCUCCCGUUCCGCCCAUCAACCCACGAAGGCGAUUCGGCUUUGGUCGAUCCGAGAACCGCGACCCAGGGGUCCAUGCUGGCCUUGACUCGCCAAACGCUCCGUUUGCCGAGAUGAGGACGAAUUCGUACGAGGGUCUCACCGCGGCAUCAUCCAGACCAGCAUUGAGGAAAACCAUGAGCGAGGGGAGGAGUCUACAUGAAAACGCACAGGUUCAGUCUCUGAAUAGCCCGCCCAUGCCUGCUGGCCCGUUUGGAGCACGCAAGGCCUCACCACCACGCCCAAUCAAUGGUGCGCCUGCCGCACAACGGAACAUGGAUGGUGCGAUGUUCUAGGGCAUCUUUUUACUUCGACUACCCUCGGCAGUCCAAAAAGCAACCUCUUC